Messenger RNA from Camelina sativa (false flax), 2977 nucleotides. The record is from RefSeq and is a predicted model, not a curated record. Lineage: Eukaryota; Viridiplantae; Streptophyta; Magnoliopsida; Brassicales; Brassicaceae.
GUGAAGCUCCAUUUUAUGGAGAUUCAGUUUUCUGAUGAAGAACUAUACAAGCGUCUCGGCAGACGCAUAUUUGAUGUCUAUGUUCAGGGAGAAUUGUUCUUGAGGGACUUUAACAUCAAAGAGGAGGCUAAUGGAGCUUUGAAACCUAUUAUGAAAGAAAAGAAAGCUGUGAAUGUGACCGAUCAUAUGUUAGAGAUUCGUUUGUAUUGGGCGGGGAAAGGGACAACUCUCAUUCCUGAAAGAGGAAAUUAUGGUCCUCUUAUCUCUGCUAUCUCCUUGUGUCACAGUCAGGAGCCACGAUGUGGAGGUCCAAAAACAAAAAGAAACUACUUCAAAACAGAACAUCAUACUAACUAUCCCCUAAUUAUUGGGGUCACGGUUGCCUCGGUUACAAUUAUUCUCUUGGCUUUGGGAAUAAAUGCAUGGAAAAGAUGCAGAGGAGAAAAGAACAUAACAGAACGAGAACUGAGAGCACAGGGUCUGCAAACACUAUGCUUUACUUGGAGGCAACUACAAGCUGCAACAAACAAUUUUGAUGAAGCCAACAAACUUGGAGAAGGAGGUUUCGGAUCCGUAUUUAAAGGAGAGCUGUCAGAUGGAACUAUCAUAGCUGUCAAGCAGCUUUCUUCCAAGUCAUGCCAAGGAAACCGCGAGUUUGUGAAUGAGAUAGGAAUGAUCUCAGGUCUGAAUCAUCUAAACCUUGUCAAGCUUUAUGGUUGCUGUGUCGAGAAGAAUCACUUGCUGCUUGUGUAUGAGUACAUGGAAAAUAACUCCCUUGCUCUUCAGCUGCUUGGAAAGGGUUCCUUGAAACUGGACUGGGCAGCAAGACAAAAAAUCUGUGUCGGAAUCGCAAGAGGGCUUGCCUUCCUCCACGAAGGAUCAGCCAUAAGGAUGGUUCACCGUGACAUUAAAACAACUAAUGUGCUUCUAGACGCUGACCUUAACGCAAAGAUAUCUGAUUUUGGAUUGGCUAGGCUCCAUGAAGCAGAACACAGUUACAUUAGCACAAAAGUUGCAGGAACCAUUGGUUAUAUGGCUCCAGAAUAUGCAUUAUGGGGUCAACUAACAGAGAAAGCAGAUGUGUACAGCUUCGGGGUUGUGGCAAUGGAAAUUGUUAGUGGAAAGAGUAAUACGAAACAGCAGGGAAUUGCUGAUAACGUCUCUCUUAUCAAAUGGGCGAUGACGCUGCAACAGACAGGGGACAUAAUGGAGAUCGUAGAUCCAAUGCUCGAAGGUGAGUUCAACAGCAAUGAAGCAGUAAGGAUGAUCAAAGUUGCUCUUGUUUGCAUAAACUCAUCACCUUCCUUAAGGCCAACAAUGGCAGAGGCUGUGCAAAUGCUAGAGGGAGAGAUCGAAAUUACCCAGGUUAUGUCAAGUCCUGGUUUAUAUGGACCCAACUGGAGCAUCUCAAAGCUGAGGGAUAUUAAUACACAUGGUAGCUCGAGCACGUAUGGUGUCACCGAUCAUCAAAUGACAACAACAGUGACCUCCUCUGCUUCUGGUUGUGAUCUCUACCCAUUAUACCCAGAAUCCAUGAUCUUAAACUCGACAGUAGAGUUCUCUUCCUCAUUGUAAUAUCAAAAGCUAUGCACAUUGAAACCUUACUAUUAUCAUCGUUAACAUAGAUCCAAAAACACAUCUAUAUGAAUGUUUGUAAAACUUGAACUAUACCUUUCUAUAUGAAACUCUCAAGUGCUCACUGGAUCAAAUUCUCUUUCGUCUCAGUUUGGUUGAACACUUUUCUGAACUCAUUUAGAUCAAUUUCUCUCCAUGAUUGAGUUAUUGACUUGGAUGGCAUCCAAGGACGAGUAACUUGACGAUCAUUUAACCAAAUCUAAAAACGUACUGCUAAUAUAAAUGAUUCAGAAAAAGAUGUCUCUAUAAGUUUAGAUACUCUUUAUCUCAACUUGUUUUGAAUGAAAACAUAUUCGAGUAGAGGAAAAUGUAGCUCACCAGUAAUCGUUGCACCGGCAGACGCCGUUUUUUAAGUAGUGGUAUCUCUUUGCAUCUCGCUUAAUCAGUUCUCUGCCAGUUAUCAUAGACAUCAACUUCAUUACAUUGUGGCAAUCCUUACAAAUGCGCAUAUUAGUUAGCACAGUGAUUGAAGAUCGAGGUUUUGAGUUAAGAAGUCUUCUAACAACCGCGAGUUCCUCGUUGUAACCAUAAAUCCGUUCUUUAUUCUCCAUCACCAGGAUUAAAGUACGAUAAAACCUCGUAUCAGGAACAUAACCCAUUUCUUUCAUUUGUGACCUCAAACUCAUUAGUGUCUCGUAGAUGACAUUUGUUUCUUCAUGUGAAAUAUCUUCCGGUCUCCAUGUAUAAGAAUACUGUUAAUACGAGCGACAGCUCGGCGCCUCUUUCACAAAGUCCGAUGCUUUGGUUGCUACAAGACCUGCCCUCGACACUUUGUCCAAUCUCGUGGCAUCCAACUUCUCAACCAGCUCAGCACAUCUAUCUCCAAGCUCAACAUCUCCAUGAACCCGAGAAAGAUUCAUGACUGUUUCCCACACAUCAACACUUGGUUCCAUGGGCAUUCUCAUAACAAAGUCCAGUGCCUCAUCCCCAAGUAACCAGAUGUUGCCAACAUCUUGGUAACACUCUGGUAGUGUUCCAUGGAAGGUACGAUUCCAUAGUCUCUGCACAUAGCUUCAAAUUGUAAUAAUCCUUCUUCAACAUCUCCUGUCAAACAACACGCAGCAAAUACUUCUUUUAAUAUUUCCCCAUCUGGUUUGUUCCCUUCUUGUUUAAAACGAGUAAACAAAUCAAUAGCUGCAUCACCGUAUCCGUUGCUAACAAAUCACCUCAUCAUAACACACCAAGUGAUCUCCAAAUCUUUUUUAGGCAUUUCGUCGAACAUUUCACAUGCAUCAUCAACAGAACCACAAACAGAGUACAUCUCCAUGAUCACAUUGCGAGACCUAACAUCAAAGGGAGAAACCAGAGCAACGAUACACUCAUGAACAACCUUUGCUUCUUC